AACUGAACGCAUACGACUUCCAACCGUUGAGCGGCGUCGAUCUGCUUCUCUCUCUCUCCUCUUUAGGGCGCCUCCUCGACCAGCCUUUGGUGCUGCGGUCGAUUAGAGCUCUCGCGAUGGCCGAUCGGCCUCCCAAGCUGGCCGGCCACGGCGGCCAAAGAACCCUGGCCGACAUCGACGCCGACUCCCUCGCCCACUGCUUUGGCUUUUUGGGCAUCCGCGACGUUGCAAACCUCGCCAUGACCUGCAAGCCUCUCUGCCGCGUCGCCUGCUCUGACUCCGUCUGGAAUCGCCUCUUCAGGGAGCAGUGGCCACAUCUUUCUGUAUCGUCUGGUGCUCCUGGAGUCAGAGAACAAUAUUUGGCUAGGCAUAUGGCACUACAUCAACUGAAAUAUGAUGAUCCAUCAGAAAUUUAUUUCAACACCACAUACUCCACACCAGCAAGCCACAUAUUGCUGGACAGAAAUGCCAUCCUUCUUGCACAGGGUUCUAGCAUACAAAGGUUUCAAGUUAAUUCAUCUGAAAUUCAAGACCAAGAAUUAUGGACAGCUCAUGGUGCAAGGAUUACAUGUAUGAGAUUGUUUCCUAUAGAAGAGACAUCCUUGUUCCGAAAUGUUAUGCAAUAUGAGGAUAAUGUUUUAGUCACUUCAAGCUCUGAUCGCACAAUUCGUCUGUGGUGGAAGGGUCGAUCACAACGUUGUUUUAGAGGCCAUAAUGGACCAGUUACUACCCUGGCUGAUACAUUGCUUGGGAAUAGUGGUUCUAAGGUUCUUGCGAGUGGUGGGGAAGAUUGCACUGUUCGCCUUUGGUCUGUUGGUGCAAGUGGCAAGCAACAUCCUUUACUAACAUAUCAUGGUCAUGAGAAACCUUUGUCAUUUGUGACAGUUGCUAGGCAUAGAACCUCUCUCCUGGUUAGCAUCUCUAGAGAUUCAAGAGUCAGAGUUUGGGACACAUCUGCAUCAUCAUCCUCCUCUAGUUUGUCAUCAUGUGUUGGGAUGACAUCAGUUUCUGGCUCACCUGUUGCUUUGAAAUGUUAUGAUACACUUUGCUAUGUUGCUGCUGGUGCAUCAGUUACAGCAAUCGAUUUGAGAACAAUGCGAAAAGCUUUCACUGUGGCGCUUCAUGGUCCUAAAUUGUACUCUUUUGAGAUGCUGCCUUCUAAAUGGCUAAUAUGUUCUGGUGGACAAGACAAGGCCUUGUUAUGGGACAUCAGAAAAAAUCAAGAAAACCCAGAGCCAGUGGCCGAGUUGGAACUAAACCAUAACAGAGUGACAUUUCUGCACAUGGAUCCUUACAAAGUUGUCGCAGGGGGUCCAUUCGGAUACAAAGUCAAUGUUUGGGAAACUAGUACAGGCUGCCUCGCAAAUUCCCUGGACUGUCGUGUACCGGGUGAAACCGAGGAACUAGCUGGCCUGUCAGCUAUGGCUGUGGACAGAUGCCGGAUCGUUACAGGGGGUUAUUUUGGAGUGCCAGGAUUUGUGUAUUACAGAGACUUCUUUAACUGUUAUGUUCCUUCAUCCCUUGUAGAUGACAACUAUGGUUCUAAGUUUUGGGAAUCUGAUCUGCCAGGUGUGUGACCAAAAAGCUUGCUUGCUGAGUGUUGUGCUGUAGAUUCUGGUCUUUCAACAUUUCUUCUCAAGUUAUUAGCAGAACUAAUUCCCAUCUUUGAGUUUAAAAGUGGUUUGAUGGGAGUCA
Molecule: messenger RNA, 1695 nt
Organism: Musa acuminata AAA Group (dessert banana)
Lineage: Eukaryota; Viridiplantae; Streptophyta; Magnoliopsida; Zingiberales; Musaceae
Exons: 8
Coding region: 117-1577 (486 amino acids)
Biological process (GO): mRNA splicing, via spliceosome
Cellular component (GO): U4/U6 x U5 tri-snRNP complex
Molecular function (GO): U4 snRNA binding; U6 snRNA binding; protein binding
Source: RefSeq, a predicted model, not a curated record